ACUAUAUUUCACCUAACAUUUAAAAUAUAUAUGCUAAAUAUUUAGAUUUAAAUAAAAUAUUAUGCAAUUGUGGCAUUUAACUUUAUCCUUUAUAAUAACAUGUUUUACAUAGGGCUAGCGUUUGCUGAUCUAGUAUUGAUCUAUUUAUCUAUCACAAAAACGGUACAAGGGAACCACCCAAAAAACGGUGUGUGUGCUCCAUCUUCUGGUAAUAAAUAUGUUUGUUCUCCCAUCAUGCAUCUGUUUCUAUGCUUGAACCUUUACCCGCCUUCAACUCUGAAAGAAGAAUGUUUAAGGAAGUACUUUUCUUAAAUUAAGUGACUCUAUUUGGCGCUGUUUAUUCAGUGGGAUUGUCAUGACUGUCUAAAUAGUAAACUGACAUCCAUUGUAAUUACAAUGUAAGUUAGUUAUUAAGUGAUAACGUAUACGUUGCUAUAGCUACACUGUAGCGUUGCGAUGGGUUGCGUUUCGUUUUUCAUCGUGUAUUCACACCGUGCUGUAAUAAUGUUAUCUUAAAGUGACCAAAGACACUGCAGAUAUGUCCGUAAUAAGUUUACAGGUGGGUCAGUGUGGGAAUCAGAUAGGACAAGAGCUGUUCAGUGUUAUAAAUGAUGACUGUAAUGGAGCAAACAGGAAGAAGUACCUCGAGUGCAGUUACGAGAGAUUUUUCUAUGAGAGCUCUACUGGAGAACUUGUGGCCCGGUCAGUGCUUGUUGACAUGGAGCCCAAGGUCAUCUCUCAAGCAAUAGCCAAAGCAUCUAAAUCUGGAAGAUGGAGGUAUGGAGACAAUGCAUAUUUCUCCCAGAAGCAGGGCUCUGGAAACAACUGGGCUAAUGGGUUCUCCGUACACGGGCCACGUCACAAAGAGGUUGUUGAGGAUCUGGUACGGAGAGAGGUAGAGCGCUGUGACCGGCUUGCAGGAAUUUUCACCAUGAUGAGUGUUGCGGGUGGCACCGGUUCUGGUGUGGGUACCUACAUCACUCAGUGUUUGAGGGAUAUAUACCCCCGAUCCUUCAUCUUAAAUCAGUUGGUGUGGCCUUAUGGAUCUGGUGAGGUCAUCGUGCAGAACUACAACUCUGUGCUUACUCUGUCCCAUCUCUACCAGCUCUCCGAUGCUAUUCUGGUUCACGAGAACGACGCGGUGCACAAAAUCUGCAGCCGACUGAUGAACAUCAAACACAUCUCAAUUAAUGACGUUAAUAAGGUGAUCGCUCACCAGCUAGGCAGCGUACUUCAGCCCGCAUAUACUGCUGAUUCAUCCGGCCAUUACUGCAGAAACCCAAUAGGGGAAUUGGUGAGCUCCGUCGUGUGUCAUCCUGAAUACAAACUGCUAAGCCUGUGCAACAUUCCUCAGAUGUCAAGCAGCUCUUUGGCCUAUAGUGUAUUUACCUGGCCUGGCCUUCUGAAACAUUUACGUCAAAUGCUCAUCGCCAGUGCUAGGAUGGAGGAAGGAAUGGAUUGGACUGUAAGUGUGCCCUCAGUAGUCACAUCUGGAGGAGAGAGCGCAACAAACAGCAGACAGAAAAGUUUUAACGUGUCACUUGCAAAUCUUCUCAUACUGCGGGGAAAGGAUGUCUCCACCACACAGACAGAUGGUUUUAAGGAUCCUGCAUUAUACGUGCCAUGGCUUAAAACGGAAACUAGUUUUAGCACAUGGAGCUCCCCUGUGCCCUUCAAUGGAUAUGAAAAAUCUGCCACUUUGGUCAGUAACAGCCAGUCACUUUUGAAACCUCUGGACAAUAUAGUCAGGAAGGCUUGGAACAUGUUCGCAUCGAGGGCUUAUGUUCACCAAUACACUAAGUACGGGAUAUCAGAGGAGGAUUUUCUCGACAGCUUCACUGCACUAGAACAGAUCAUCUCCAGCUACACACAUCUAUAAAUCAGCAGUGGCGGCCGGUGCCUGCCUACUCUUCUGAGGAGGCCAAAAAAACUAAAUAUGUGUUUGUUGGGUCACGGGAACCUAUCUGCAUCCCGUGUCAUGUCAAAAUACGUGCCUGCUGCAUACGCUUCAAAAGGGUUCAUGAUAAAAGAGACGCUCACGUCUUGCAAGACAGUUCACAUUAAUGUCCAGUUAAAUUUGGAGUGUGCAAAAUACAACAAGAGUGACACUUAAUAAAAUAACAAAAAGAGCCUUUGUUGAGGAAGUCAAAAAAAUUGGCAGCAAAUUAAAGUUUCUGAUAAAAGUUUUUGCUACAAAAAAAAGUGAAAAGGCAAUUGUGUCAUGCUUUGGCAAUGCGCAGCAAGCAAUAGCUAUUUUUCUGUCUAAGUUAGAGAUUCUCUAAAUGGGAUCAGCGGCGGACCCCCUGGUGGUCCUCAAUUCUUAGCCAGGAGGUCCAUGAAACAAUUUGUUAAAGUGUAUAUAUGUGCGUGUGUAUAUAUUUAUAUAUUUAUGUGUGUGUGUUAUAUUACUACACAAGUAUCUGGCAAACGCGAGCAUCUCUUAUCAUAAACCCUCACGUAUUUUGAUAUGACGUGCAAUGCACAUAUGUUCACAUGACGCAUGAAAUACAUGUUUUGCAAUGACGAUACACACACAGGAUGAUGUUUUGACAAGAUUCGCAUUCGUGUCUCCUUGGAAAAGAAGUCACGUGCCACCACUGUGAAUUAGACCUUUUUUACAUGGCCCUGGAAAAGGAUAUUUGUAAUUAUAUUUGUUUUAUAUGGACGUCUUAAAAAAAAAAAGUGAACGUCAAUUUAUUUCUGGUUCAUUUAAGCUGUUGUGAUCCACGUUUUAUUACUAAUAUUCAAUUUACUAAAACAACACUUAUUUAUUUGACCUGUUGCUAACACACUGUCAUUAUCAGCUUUUUAAGUACUUACACAUUUGUACCAAUUUCACAACCUAUAUAGAUAUAACUAUAUAAAUUCAAAGACCUGAUACAAGUCAGACACUUUAGAAUGUGAUGAUUUGGCCAACAAUACUUGGCUAGUGAUGAAAUUGACACUGUAUUAACACGUAGGCCUAUAUGUAUUUGAAGAAACAAUGUUGAAAUGAAUCCUUUGAGGAAUGUAGUUUUUUGUGU
Molecule: messenger RNA, 3023 nt
Organism: Misgurnus anguillicaudatus (oriental weatherfish)
Lineage: Eukaryota; Metazoa; Chordata; Actinopteri; Cypriniformes; Cobitidae
Gene: tubd1
Product: tubulin, delta 1
Biological process (GO): microtubule-based process
Cellular component (GO): microtubule
Molecular function (GO): GTP binding; structural constituent of cytoskeleton
Source: RefSeq, a predicted model, not a curated record